Cladocopium goreaui is the source of this 2451-nucleotide messenger RNA. NCBI's taxonomy places the organism in Eukaryota, Dinophyceae, Suessiales, Symbiodiniaceae. The record is from the annotation of a GenBank genome assembly.
AUGUUCAGCCUAUCCCAGUUGCGAACGUCGUACCACUAUGAGCAGCUCGGUUCCAAGAAGACUUCGUGCUUGACGCUUUUGAUUCUGAUGGCCGUGGUGUUUGCACCGCUGGUCGGCAGUGCCCGCGCUGAAGAUCCAGAGUAUUCCGAGUCACCUCAGAUCCCUGAUGCGGUAGCUGCGGCAGAAGCAGAAAUGAAGCCGUACACCGAGAUCAUCUCGGGGACCGAUGUCACGUUUGACAUGGUACCGAUCCCUGCCGGAACCGUUUUACUCGGCAGCCCUGAAGAUGAAGAGGACCGCAAAGAAGACGAGGGCCCCCAGGUCGAAAUCGAGGUCGAGCCGUUUUGGAUGGGCAAGCACGAAGUAACGUGGGAUGCCUAUGAGAUCUGGAUGUUCAAGUUAGACAUUCAGCGCCGUGAAGUCCUGGAGUUGGCCCCGACCCAACUUGAUGCUUUUGCCGACGCGAUUACACGCUGCACCAAGCCGUAUACCGACAUGACCUUCGGCAUGGGCAAGCGAAAUUACCCGGCCAUCUGCAUGACUCAACUUGCGGCAAAGACUUAUUGCCGAUGGCUCAGUGCGAAGACGGGCCGCUUUUACCGACUGCCGACUGAGGCCGAAUGGGAGUACGCCUGCCGGGCGGGCACGACCACGGCUUAUUCGUUUGGCGAUGAUGUGGCUGACCUGGACGAUUACGCCUGGCAUUACGAGAACUGCGACGACACCUAUCAACCGGUGGGCAAGAAGAAGCCCAACCCUUGGGGCCUGUACGACAUGCAUGGCAACGUGAGCGAGUGGGUGCUCGAUCAGUACGAUGAAGAGGCUUACGCUAAGCUGCCGAAAGAUCAGCCGGCCUCGAAGUGCUACCUGGAGCCGACCACACUGUACUCGCGCGUCGUUCGUGGUGGCUCUUGGGACGACGACCCCGAUGCCCUACGGAGUGCAGCCCGACGGGGCUCAGAUAAGUCGUGGAAGGCACAAGACCCACAAAUCCCACAAAGCGUCUGGUAUCAUACCGACGCGUUGUUUGUUGGCUUUCGCGUGGUACGCCCACUCGAAGAGCCCAGUGAAGAAGAGAAGCUAGUUUACUGGGGCGCUCACGAAGUGCCUGAGCAGGAGCCCGAUAACGGAGAACAAUUCAUGAGCGACCAGAUUCAAGAAACUGGCAGCCUACUCACGUCGCGACGCCGAUUCGUCCAAGGCACGACGGCCUCGAUCGUGGGGGCCUCGGUGCUAAGCGGGCUGGCAAUUCCUCGAUCGGCGCAUGCAGCUGGCGACGACACGAUCCGCAUCGGGCUGGUUGGCUGUGGUGGUCGUGGAACGGGUGCCGCGAGCCAAGCCUUGCGAGCCGAUAAGAACGUGAAGCUGGUGGCCAUGGCCGACGCCUUCGAGAACAAUCUCGAAGACAAGCUGAAGCAACUCCAGAAAGAUGAGGAAAUCAAUUCGAAGAUCGACGUGCCGAAAGAUCGCCGGUUCGUUGGCUUCGAUGCCUAUCAGCAGUUGAUUGGUUCCGAUGUCGACUUGGUGAUUCUCGCCACUCCGCCAGGUUUCCGUCCGCUGCAUUUGGCCGCCGCCGUGGCUGCCGACAAGCACGUGUUCAUGGAGAAGCCGGUUGCGGUGGACGCCCCCGGUGUUCGCUCGGUGAUUGCCUCAACUGCCGAGGCUAAGAAGAAGGGCCUGGGAUUGGGUGUCGGCCUGCAACGUCACCACCAGUUCCCUUACAUCGAAACGAUCAAGCGUCUGCAAGACGGUGCGAUCGGCGAUAUUGUGGCCGCUCGGGUGUACUGGAACGGUGCCGGAGUUUGGACCCGUCCUCGCACCGAAGACCAGACCGAGAUGGAAUACCAGAUGCGGAACUGGUACUACUUCAACUGGCUGUGUGGCGACCACAUUGUCGAACAACACAUCCACAACCUGGACGUCAUCAACUGGCUCAAAGACGGCUAUCCGGUAAGUUGCCAGGGCAUGGGCGGUCGUCAAGUACGCACGGACGAGAACACCGGCGAGAUCUUCGACCACCACGCAGUGGAAUAUGAAUAUGCCGACGGCUCUCGGAUGUUCAGCUGCUGCCGCCACAUCCCCAAUUGCUGGAGCAGUGUCAGCGAGCACGUGCACGGUAGCAAGGGAACGGCCGAUAUCAGUGGUGCCAAGAUCGAAACCAAGGACAGCCCCCGUUGGCGUUACCGCGGCGAGAACCCGAACCCCUAUCAGCAAGAGCACGACGAGCUGUUCGCCAGCAUUCGUUCGGGCCAACCGCUGAACGAAGGGGAGUACGGGGCCUACAGCACCAUGACCGCGAUUAUGGGCCGCAUGGCCACAUACAGCGGUAAGCAGUUGACCUGGGAACAGGCACUCAAUUCCGAGAUCGACCUGUCGCCCAAUAAGUAUGCGUGGGAUGCGGCUCCGCCCGAACCGUCGGUGGCCGUCCCGGGUGUGACGAUUACCGUGUAA